AUGGCACCAUCCGCAACAGAGACAGCUGCCGCAAAGGCCGAGGACCUCAAGGCAAAGGGCUUGCCUUCGAAAGAAGUAUCAAAGGAAGCAGUAUACGCAGACGACUUUCCGCCCCUGGAUGAGGAGCUCCCGGAAGUAAGGACAGACCACAGGGAACCCCUCAAGGCUACGGGUGUCCUUGACCAAUUCGAGCACUUUGAAGUGACGCCCGUCAUCGGCCGCGAGUACCCGACCCUCGAUCUCAAGGAGCUGCUGCGCGCGCCCAACUCUGACGAACUCCUUCGAGACCUAGCAAUCACCAUCUCGCAGCGCGGUGUCGUAUUCUUCCGCAAGCAGGAUAACAUUGACAACGAUCUCCAAAAGGAACUCGUCCAGCGCCUUGGCGAGCUUUCAGGGAAGCCCUCGACUUCGAAGCUCCACAUCCACCCCGUCAACAACUCGGGGCGCGGCGAUACAAAGGACGAUGAGAUCAGCGUCAUCUCGUCGGCGCAGGCCAAGAGGCUGGGCAUACAUCGCUUCCUGAACUAUACCAAGAAGCAGACGCAGAGGUCGCAAUGGCAUUCCGACAUCACGUUUGAGCCCGUGCCGAGCGACUAUGCGCUUCUACGUCUUACGCAGCUACCAAAGACGGGAGGAGACACGCUGUGGGCCUCGGGCUACGAAGUGUACGACCGGAUAUCGAAGCCGCUCCAAAAGUUCUUCGAUGGCAUGACAGCCACGUACGCACAACCAGGCUUCAACGCAGCAGCCGAAAAGAACGGCUUCAAGCUCUACUCCGAAGCACGCGGCGCGCCCGAAAACGUCGGCGAGCUCUUGGAGGCCAUCCACCCGGUGAUCCGCACGAACCCGGUAACGGGCUGGAAGAGCGUCUUCGCCGUGGGUCUCCACGUACAGAAGAUCAACGGCCUCUCGGACGAGGAGUCGAAGCACUUCCUCGACUGGUUCGUGCAGCUCAUCAUCGAGAACCACGACCUGCAGGUGCGACACCGCUGGCAGAACCCCAACGACGUCGCCAUCUGGGACAACCGCUCGGCCUACCACGCCGCGACGCCGGAUUACAUCGUGGAAGGCCUCGGGGAGAGACAAGGGUCUCGUGCCGUGAGUCUCGGGGAGAGGCCAUACUUUGACCCUCAGAGUCAAAGCAGACGGGAGGCCCUGCGGGCCGAAGCCAUUGCUGCUUUGAAGGCGGAUUACAGCUCAUGA
Molecule: messenger RNA, 1203 nt
Organism: Colletotrichum godetiae
Lineage: Eukaryota; Fungi; Ascomycota; Sordariomycetes; Glomerellales; Glomerellaceae
Product: TfdA family taurine catabolism dioxygenase TauD
Exons: 3
Coding region: 1-1203 (400 amino acids)
Cellular component (GO): cytoplasm
Molecular function (GO): 2-oxoglutarate-dependent dioxygenase activity
Source: RefSeq, a predicted model, not a curated record